AUGUGCCUAGUUGUGUUUCUCUGCUCCCUCUGCUCGCCGCGCUCUCUCACCAAGCCAAAGCCGACGGCAGACUCUGCUGCGCUCGCAAACGCGCGAGCUCUCGCCGCCAAGCUCGCGGCGUCAAAAGUGGCUGCGGCUCAAACUGCACCCGCCGCUGCGCCUUCUGCACCCGCCGCUGCGCCUUCUGCACCCGCCGCUGCGCCUUCUGCACCCGCCGGCAGCGACGACGACGACGACGACAGGGAUCUCAGCUCGUACGACCUUUCUGCGGGCGGCGGCGGCAGCCGCGAUGGGAGCCCUUGCCACCCGGCUAAGCCUGCCGAGGCGCCGGCCGGGUGGCCCGAGGUGGGCGAGCGAGUGCGGGCGCGCUAUUCGGCACACAGCGUCACCUUCCGGCCCGCGAGGGUGGUGGCGCUCGACGCUCGCGCCGGGACGGUCGCGCUGCGGUUCGAGGGCUGGGGCGACGUGGUGGACACGCCGCUCGGCCGUGUGGAGCCCCUCUCGGGAGCAUCCGAGCAGCUUCCCGGCCGCGAGAGCCCGACGUACGCCGACUACGGCGACGAGCGCGCGCUGGUGGCGGAGCACCAGCAGCAUCGCCACGAAGGCGCGCAGCCAGAGGACCGCGGCCGGGCCCUCCUCAAGGGGAUGGGGUGGGUGCCGGGCACUGCCCUCGGCGCGAGAGGCGCGGCGGCGGGCGAGCGCGCGGAGCGGCCGGUGGCGGAGACGUUGCCGAUGCAGACCGACCGCCGAGGGCUGGGCGCGGGCGGCGGCUCGGGCACAAAGCGGCGGCGCGAGGGCGUGAGGUGA
Emiliania huxleyi CCMP1516 is the source of this 807-nucleotide messenger RNA. RefSeq lists its product as hypothetical. Gene Ontology annotation, molecular function: nucleic acid binding. Bases 1 to 807 code for a protein of 268 amino acids. Lineage: Eukaryota; Haptophyta; Isochrysidales; Noelaerhabdaceae. The transcript has 4 exons. The record is from RefSeq and is a predicted model, not a curated record.